AUGGACCACCCCACCCCCCAAUCUCAGCUGACCUCUACAGCCCAGCUGCAAGGUUUCGGGCCUCCCGGGCCUGAGAUUUACGGCCUCAUCUCUUCCGGCAUAGCGUUUACUCCAAAUAACCUGUACACGAACUCCAAGGAACAAAACAUGAAUCAAGAAAACGGGUUUUACUCGCAGCACGAUAUGACCGAGCUGCUCGACAGGUCGUGCGUUUUCCCAUGCGAGAGGCCUAGUCACGGGCUUUCCCUCUCCUUGAACCCUUCCACAAUAGGGCUUCAGCCUUUCGAGCUCCUGCAACAGCAACAACAACAGGACAACAAUCUGUUUGGAUUCGGACAACAGCAACAGCAGCAGCAACAGCUGGCUUUUAUUCGGAACUCGAGGUAUUUGGGCCUAGCCCAGGAGCUUCUGACCGAGUUCUGGAAUCUCGGGUCGGCCCAAAAGAUCCCGAAGGACGGUGAUGAGUGGCCGGAGAGUGAGAAUGCUGUAGAAAGACAGUUGCUUUACUCGCUCGACAUGCUCGAGCUGCUGAGAAGGAAGAUAAAGCUGCUUGAAAUGCUGGAAGAGGUAAAGAAAAGGUACAAACACUACUGCGGCCAAAUCCGGGCCGUGACAUUGUCAUUCGAGUCGGUGGCUGGGAGAGGAGCCGCCCGAGCCUACUUGGGAUUGGCCUCAAAGGCCAUGUCCCGGCACUUCCGGUGCCUUAAAGACAGGAUCUUGAGCCAGAUUGAGGCCACAAAGAGGGCCGUGGGGGAGAAGGACAGCAAGGCACCGGGCACCGUGAAAGGGGAGACUCCGAGACUGAGGAUUCUCGAUCAGACCCUCCGGCAGCAGAAGGCCUUACAGCAGAUGAGUAGCAUUGAGUUUCAGCCCUGGAGGCCCCAACGUGGGCUUCCCGAGCGCUCGGUCUCCAUUCUUCGGGCUUGGCUUUUUGAGCACUUUCUUCACCCGUAA
This is a messenger RNA of Striga hermonthica, 954 nucleotides long. The record is from the annotation of a GenBank genome assembly. NCBI's taxonomy places the organism in Eukaryota, Viridiplantae, Streptophyta, Magnoliopsida, Lamiales, Orobanchaceae.